This is a messenger RNA of Peronospora belbahrii, 813 nucleotides long. NCBI's taxonomy places the organism in Eukaryota, Oomycota, Peronosporomycetes, Peronosporales, Peronosporaceae. The record is from the annotation of a GenBank genome assembly.
AUGAGCUCUCGUCAUGCAUGGCGCUAUGUGACAUUCGAUGCGACUGGUACGUUGCUACGUCCUGCAGAAUGUCUAGGUAAGACAUAUCUGAAUUUCUGGAAAGCAGCGUCAGGCCAGUCACUCUCGUCUUCUCGCUACGCCGCUGCAGUUGCUGCCCUCACGUCGCAGUUCCCGACCGAGUUUAGUCUGCUCUCGCGUUCCAAUCCAAACUUUGGAUCGGACAGUAAAACUACUAGCGCAUUCCUGUGGUGGCGACAACUUGUGCUAAAUGUGAUGAAACGUGCAAAAGUUGUAGAUUGUCUUGCACACAAUGAGGAGCAGGUCGAGCGCUUUAUGCGUAACUUGUAUGCGCACUUUGCACGUCCCGAAGCGUGGAUGGUAUUUGAAGACGUGAAGCCGACACUAGAGAGGCUGGUAGCUAUGAAAGUUCCAAUUGGUGUCAUUUCCAAUUUUGAUGAACGGUUGGAGUCGCUUUUGGUGGGAUUGAAACUUCGUGACUAUUUUCAAGUUGUCACAACGUCGUUUGGGCAGCCCCAGAUGAAGCCACACGCAUCGAUUUUUCAGUCAACGUUCAAGCAGUUACAGACCGAGGAAGAACCAGUCGUUGCAAGUAAAUUUCUGCAUGUAGGAGACCAUCUGUCCAGGGAUUUCAAGGCAGCAAAGGACAUCGGAGCUCAAGCCAGACUGUUGUGGAGGACAAAGCAUCCGCCACCACCCAAUGACAUAAAUGCGAACGAAGUCAUUGCGACGCUACAUGAUGUUGUGGCGGAGAAGCAGGUGAACGAGGUCGAGGCAUUACUGACGGCAUGGUGA